Molecule: messenger RNA, 782 nt
Organism: Nanorana parkeri
Lineage: Eukaryota; Metazoa; Chordata; Amphibia; Anura; Dicroglossidae
Product: HLA class II histocompatibility antigen, DRB1-15 beta chain-like
Exons: 5
Coding region: 39-743 (234 amino acids)
Biological process (GO): immunoglobulin production involved in immunoglobulin-mediated immune response; peptide antigen assembly with MHC class II protein complex; positive regulation of T cell activation
Cellular component (GO): membrane; MHC class II protein complex
Molecular function (GO): MHC class II protein complex binding
Source: RefSeq, a predicted model, not a curated record
GAUCUCCAUUCACAGGAUCCGCCGAUUAUGUUGUUGAAAUGAAGUCUGAAUGUCACUUCAGGAACGGCACUCAGAGGGUGAAGUUUCUUGACAGAUAUUUCUACAAUCAGGAGGAGUCCGUCUACUUUGACAGCGAUGUCGGAGAUUUCAUAGCGAAGACGGAGUUCGGGAGACCCGACGCCGAAUACUGGAACAAGGAUAAGGAUUUCAUAGAACAAACAAGGGCCGCAGUGCAGACAUUCUGUGUACACAACUAUGGUGUCCUACACAGUGUCACUGCUGACCGGAGAGUGAAGCCAGCAGUCAAGGUUUCCCUAAUGCCCGACUAUGAAGAUUCCCAUUCGGAGCAUCACAUGCUGGUGUGCAAUGUGCACGGUUUCUACCCAUCGAAGAUCGCCGUCAAAUGGUACCGGAAUAGCCAGGAGGAAAAAUCUCAGGUUCAGUCUACAAACAUCUUCCAAAAUGGAGAUUGGACCUUCCAGGUCCUGGUGAUGCUGGAGACGGAGAUAAAGAAAGGAGAUAACUUCAGCUGUGAGGUCUAUCACAGCAGCCUGGGAGCACCAAUCAGAGUAGACUGGCAACCCCAGAUGUCAGACUCGGCAACAAACAAGGUGGUAACCGGAGUUGUGGGAUUUGUGCUGGGGAGCGUACUCAUCAUUGCCGGAGUGGUUGUCUAUAUGAGAGGUCGCAAAGCUCAAAUGACAUUCCGCGGACCACAGACUGAGCAUUUCAUACACUCAUAACUGAGAGACGUUUUGUUGCUACUUUGCUGAUUUUAUCUU